AUGGGUUGCGAUGCUCUCAAGGAGAUUACAAUUGUUAUCGCGGAUGGAGAAAAGGUCACUGUUCAGGACUGUGGCAAUGGUGACCCCAAGAAAGAUAUACUCUUUUGGGCGCUUUGCGGAGCGGGCGGCGGCAACUUUGGAGUCGUGGUUAAAAUGAAGUUGCAGUUCAAAAGCUCCAAUGCGACAAAAUUGUGGCUGGAAGAUAUACUUGGAGGCCAUAUGAAGAUCCGGAAAAGAUGGAAAACUUUAUGGAGACGAUGCAAAGGUUUUAUACGACUGCUUGGCCAAACCACCGCACCAUUAAUAGCUCCUGGCUGUGCGAUCCUUCGCAGAUCAACAUUGGUGUCAGGUUUCUUGUCUGCCAUGAUGGCCAUAAAGCCGAAUUCGAAAAACUCAUCAAAGGAAAUAUCAUCGACGAAGAUUUAUUCUUCAUUUGUCUUCAAAAAAUAA
Molecule: messenger RNA, 450 nt
Organism: Trichoderma asperellum CBS 433.97
Lineage: Eukaryota; Fungi; Ascomycota; Sordariomycetes; Hypocreales; Hypocreaceae
Molecular function (GO): flavin adenine dinucleotide binding
Source: RefSeq, a predicted model, not a curated record